Scomber scombrus (Atlantic mackerel) is the source of this 2278-nucleotide messenger RNA. RefSeq names its product docking protein 3 (gene dok3). Gene Ontology annotation, biological process: positive regulation of MAPK cascade; cell surface receptor protein tyrosine kinase signaling pathway. NCBI's taxonomy places the organism in Eukaryota, Metazoa, Chordata, Actinopteri, Scombriformes, Scombridae. The transcript has 5 exons. The record is from RefSeq and is a predicted model, not a curated record. Gene Ontology annotation, cellular component: cytoplasm. The coding region runs from base 180 to 1712 and encodes 510 amino acids.
GAUAGCUUGACUUUUGCCCGCGUUUGAUGAACAGAACAUAACAGAAUGAAACUUGCUGAUGACGCAAUGGAAACAAUUAUUUACACGGUGUAGGAAACCAUAUUUGAACCUCUUUCCUAGUUAAACCUUGACCACAAAGCGACAACAACUAUUAUAUUAGAGAGAGAUUGCUUACAAGCAUGGAUGUCAUCUACAAGGAGGGGAUGUUGUACCUUCAGGGAGUCAAGUUUGCAAAAAAAACAUGGCGCAAAAUAUGGUUGGUACUUUUUAAACCCAGUUCUACAGGAGUCGGCCGGCUGGAGUUCUAUACUGUAAUUGACAGCAAUGCUAUUACUGACCCGAAGAAGGCCAGCCGGCUGAGAACACCAGAGAGAAAGGUUGUGCGGCUAAGUGACUGCCUCAGUGUCACCCCUGCUCCUAAGGAGUCUUGCCCCUCGAGGUGCACCGCCUUCUACUUGAACACCACACAGAGCACCUACACCCUUGCCUCCAUGACAAGCCAGGAUUGGCUGAGUGCCCUCUCUCUUCUAGCCUUCCAGAAGGAUCCUGGAGAGUCAGACAAAGGGGAUUUCGAGAGAGGAAAUGGCUUGACCAUGGAGGACAAUGAUCUUUACUCAUCUUGGAAAACCGAGCUGACCCUUCCUCCAAACCAGUACCAAGUGACUGUCCAGAGCACAGAGGCGUCAAGGAGGUGCAAGUUGGUCGGGGAUUAUGUGAUCAGCCCAGAAAGUGAGGCUGUGUCGCUGCACGCCAUCCAGACUGGUCAAACCAUCUACAGCUGGCCAUACAGGCUCUUACGCAAAUUUGGACAAGUUGAGGGCGGGUUCAGCAUCGAAGCAGGCCGUCGCUGUGACUCAGGAGAGGGAGUGUUCAUCUUCUUGUCCAAGAACAGUCCCCAGAUCUUUCAGGCUAUAUCCAGGCAGUGCUCCAUAGAGAAGAAGUCCUCUGUCCAGGCAUUCAGUGCCCACAGAAGAUCAUUAUGUGACCAGUCUCCUCUCCACCAUUCUCCCAAAACCAACCGAGCUGCUGGUCCUCCUGAUUUCAAUCCUGCAGAUACAAAUACAGAGGAUGAAUGUGACAACCACUAUUCAACUAUUAAUGAAGCCUCUUUAUUUAAAGUAAUGCAUCCAUCUCUUGUUCAUUGUCGUCUCACUAACAGCAAGGAAUCUGUGGGAAAAGAAAGUGAGGAUGAGGAUGAACGGUGUCAUUCCCUGGAGGCUAUAAGUCUGGAUGAUGACAUGGAUGACAGCAUUUAUUACAAUGUGAGGAGAGCCACACCACCUAUACCUAAAAAACAGUUAUUUCCUGUAAAACAGAAUACAGAGUGCAUCUAUUCAGACUUGAAACUUGUUGAGACUCCCUUAGAUCUCCAGCUGCAGCCUUCCUCGUCACCCCUCCCUCCACCUGUGCCGCAGCCUCCUCCCUGUAACCUGCCCCUGCCCCAGUCUGUUUCCUACGCUCCACCCAAGCCGGCACGGUACCAACGCCAGCCCCCUGCAAGUAACUACAUCCAGUCAGCGAACAAUACACAGGCGCAGCCAGUGGAUGACAUGAAGGAGAUGGAGGAGGCCACCAGCUCCUCUGCAUGUGCUAACCCCACAGAGGCCCCUGGCAGUUUUAAACACAGGCUGGCAGAAAUCAUUUCUAAGGACUUGGCGAAGUUCCAGCCACCUCUCCCCUCUGGAGUGGGCAGCCCCCCAUUUUCUCUGUAGGCUAUUAGUUAACAGACUGGAAGGAGCGAUUUUAAACAUGAUAGAGGAUCAUAAAGCAUAAUUAGCAUACGUUUCUUCUUCCUUUUUCACUUUCUUUAAAAAUCCCUUCCACUGGGAACACACUCUUAGGCAUCAAACUUUGGCUCUUAUACAUUCUUACAGUGUUGUUCUGUGUUGUAUGAAAAAUGGACCUGGAAGUUUUAUUCAGUGGAUUGCUGUUGCAAAAAGUGGAUUCCACGAAAAAAACUUUGGAGUGAUACUUCUCUUUCGUGUGAAGUUGACAUCAGAUAAAUUGAAGGACUGUUUCAUAAAGGAGACAUUUCAUAGAAACAGCUUUGAUAAAAAAGAUGCUUCCUUAUACGAGUCAACGAGUUACACAACAUCUUUGGGAUUCACCUCCUCUAGUUUAUGUUUUUUCCUUCCAUGUCCUCUUAACUGUCUUAGCACAAAGAGCAUUUCUCUCAUAUAAAUCAACAGUUUAUACAAUUGAAAUUCCAAGUAACCAAGUAUUGUUUUGGCUUUGUGUUAUAAAAGACGCAAAGUAUUGAAAUGUAACUGCAAUGUAC